AUGGCUACCGCUGCAACCUCUCUCAACCCCUCUCUCCUCGCGAUUCUCCUUGUUGCACAAACUCGGACUGGAUCAGGCGCUCAGCUUGUCUUCCACUAUCCUCCGGACCCGUUGUCCCCAGAUCGUGCUUCGCCUGCGUUGAGGUCCAGGGACGACGAUGAGGAAGAGAGCUCCAGCAGUGACUCUGGGGAGUCUUCUUCGGAGGAAGACUUCGAACUGUUCACGACACGUGUACAGGAUGCAGGAGCAGCAAACACCGACAAUCGGUCACAACGCUCCGAUGAGGAGGACGAUGACCAUCUGGUCAAGAGUGCUGCACAGGAUGAUGUAGAUUGGAAACCACAGUGGGAACCGCUCCUUGGUCUUGGAGAAGAUGGCCUGGUCAGCCUACUAGCGCCUGGCCGGGCCUGGCACAAACGCAGGUUCGAGCUUGGAAUCAACAACCUAACGUUCCUGGGCCGACCUGUCUACGCCCGUGAAGACGGGUCAUGGCGCAAGACCAGAUCGACAAAGUCCAGGGCCGCAGAAGAUGAAGGCUUACAGCAGUCCUCCGACGCAACUGCAAGUGACAAUGACAAGGAUGAAGAGGCAGAGAGCGACAAUGCUCUUACAGACAGGCUGGUCCCCGACAAGAAGACUCGCCGCGGGGCCGAGCCCUCCAAGAGCCAACUGACCAUGUUCCACGCUGUGUUUGUGAUGGACCCUCCACCAUUGGAGCACACACUGCGUGUCAAAGACAUGUAUGAUCAUGUUGCAAAGAAAUUCUCCAAAGUCCUCAAAUGGGAGCAGUCGCAUCACGAUUAUGUCUGGGAGCAAUCAGACUUGUUGCACUCGAUCAAAUCUACACACUACCAACAGCAGUCGCCUACCAAAGCGAUGUAUACAGAAAUGCUCCGAAGGUCGUCUCUGGCAGCAGCUACUGCCAAAGUAUUUGAUAACAUCUCGGCGUCCAAGAUAGCUGCCAUCACACUCAGUUCCAAACUAUCCGUGUCUUUUCAGAUCCCUCCUAUUACUUCAACCUCAUACCUGCCUUCUCUCAGCGAGCCUCCGCUGGAGCCAGGCUUGUGGCUUACCACCGCCACAGAUCCUGCUUCGACGGCAUCCGAUCUGGAUGCGACGUCAACGGGCGGAGCUUUGCAGCUAUCCAAGAAUUUUACUCUCUUGUUCAAAUCGAAUCCACAAAGGAUUCUCAAGGACAUCCAAACUGCCGGAGGUCGACUCGCCCUACCGUUGACGAGUUUCAUCGCGAAAGCCAAACCAACCAAGUCCUUUUAUAAGAUCUCGGUCGCUUCGCAAAUGACAUUAGGCGACAUCCAGCAUCUGGCCCGCCAUCUCGUCUACUGGCGGCGGGCAAUAGCGAUUCCUCCGUUGCAUCAACGAGAUACCUACAUUGUGUCUCCGAACGCAGACAUGAACAAACUUGUCUCGGCGUGUAAGACAUACGAGGCGACAUUUCCUAUGAUGCCGUCCUUACCCAAGAUGCUCGACUCCUUAAGUGGGACACCUGUACCUUACGGCACACUCAUUCCCAGCAGCGAUCACAAGGAAGAAUACUACCGUGUCCUUGCCUGGCUCAUGCGCGACGGCUGGGUGACGCAGCUUCGGACAUUUGCAUUCGUCCGCGUCGAUCCAGAAGUGAAGAAAGCCGUGCGGGAAAGAGAUAAGGAAGAAUCCAACCGCGCCAAACCACCGGCCGACCUCAAUGGCUCCGAUCGUGACAUGUCUCGAAGUUUCGGCAGCGGCACUCCCACCACAGUGGCAAGUAGCUUGGUCUCCUCAUUCAGGCAGCGACCUAGCAUGGUAAGCCGCCCGUCGAGCGACGGCCGACAGUCCAUCUCGACUGACCAGACGAGCACGCGCGGGACGCAGCAACCCAAACACAAUCCCAAAGCUGCGAGUCUGGUCUUGUCGCCCCAACGCGCCUCGCCCGAAGAGUCACACUGGCUCGACUACAUCGGCUCGACGUUGGUCGGGGCCACCGAGACUGAGACAGCCGAGCUGCAACGGUACUGGCCUAUUUUCGUCAAGUACUUUACGGGGUCGGAGGCUCUGGAGAGAAUCGCGGUGCGCGAGGGUCUCAAAAGAAAGUUUGUAUGGGACAUGCUGGUCAAGAUGGGGUUGAGUUUUGAUGGGGGGGUGGAGGAUGACAAGGGCGAAAACAAACGAGUCUUGGUCACACUUCGGCAUUGGUAG
Messenger RNA from Capronia epimyces CBS 606.96, 2193 nucleotides. RefSeq lists its product as uncharacterized. The record is from RefSeq and is a predicted model, not a curated record. Gene Ontology annotation, biological process: negative regulation of TORC1 signaling; cellular response to amino acid starvation; positive regulation of autophagy. NCBI's taxonomy places the organism in Eukaryota, Fungi, Ascomycota, Eurotiomycetes, Chaetothyriales, Herpotrichiellaceae. The transcript has a single exon. The coding region runs from base 1 to 2193 and encodes 730 amino acids. Gene Ontology annotation, cellular component: GATOR1 complex.